GGAGGAGCCAACUGCAAGCCCCGGAGAUGCGGCCGCUCGCGCCGCACCAGCAGCGCGGAGGAGAGGCGAGAGAAGGCUCGGCAGAGCGAGCAGAUGGAGGCUUCUACCUUAACUCCUGCAGGAAGCGGCCAGAACCCGAUUCGGAGCUCCCCAUCUCGGCCCAACGUCUCCACUCGCCCUAUGACGAGAGAAGCUCCGGGCCGGGCAGUGCUUCGGAACUGAUGACCCGCGGCGACAGGGAUGCAGUCGGCUCUCCCCAGUGGCUCGGGGCGCCCCCGGCACCGGCCUGGAGCCCCAAGGGAGUCACCGGCAGCAAGUGUGUAGCUGCCGGGAAAGCUAGGUCCGGAGCCCCGGCUACCGCAGCUUGCCCGGGGGCGCUGUCCACUGCUGAAACGCCAGUGGCGCCCGGGGCGGAAGACUCGACACUCCCAGCCUGGAUGCGACUCUACUUCUACGGGAUGCACGGCAUCACCUUGGAUGUGCUCAUUUCCUCGGCUCGGGGUUUCCUCCACAGCCCCGACCUGAAGAUGCUGGGCUUCUCCACUCCCUAUCACUGUCUGCUGCACUCGCUCACCCAGUUCGCCCUGGAGAAGGUUUACCUGCAGCGGCGUCGCUGUCCCAGCACCUUCGCCUUUAAUUUCCUCUUGUACCCCUCGGCCCACUUGGGACUGCAGACCUUGGUGGGCAAGGCGCUACUGCUGAUAAGCCACGGGGGGCGGCAGUUGGGCGAAGCGGCACCGGGAGCACUGGAUCUAGCUCUCCAGUACGUGCUGGCAGUUUAUUAUUCCCAAGUGUUUCUCAAGAGGUUCCUGCGCUUGCGAUACCGCCGCCCUCAGCCGCAGCCCCAGCCACAGUGGCGCGGCCCCCCUCCACUGUCCGGCUCUCGGAUAGCUGCGGCGCCCAGUACCGGGCGGCCGCGGCCCCGGGGCGCCGGGGUGUUCGGGGGAGCGCCCAGCCAAGGGCUCCCUGACCUUCUCCGCUUUCUCUUCUUCGGGAUGCAUGGUUUCCUAGAUGAGAUCUUUUUCACUUUCUUCUUUAACCUUCUGGAACAGGAGGACGGGGCCAUCAACGGCCACACUUCGCUCUGGUCUUUUUUUAUGUAUGGCAGCUGCAGCUUCGUGGUGGAAAAGCUAUACUUCUACCUGCACUACAGCCGAGGCUGGGGAACUUGUAAGAGGAUUCCCAUCUAUGUUCUUUUCAUCUACACGUGGGAAUUGUCUUGGGGACUGGGACUCCGCAUGUGUGGGGGCUGUUCGUGGGACUACUCUCACUACCCAUUGAAUUUCAUGGGACUUAUCACCCUUAUGUAUUUGCCGGGUUGGAUAUUUCUUAGCUUCUAUCAGGACCUGCUGUCCAAUGUGUUGUGGCGUGUACAAUACAUACCAACUAAAUGAAGCAGGAAAUAACAACUGAAGUCCCGGGACGUUUUUUAAAGGAAGUUUAAAAAUGGGGGAGGUGUUUUUUAAUCUUUUACUUUUUAUACAUUUUACUAAAGUCUCUUCAAACAUGUUUUAUUUACAAUUUUGAUUUUCUGGGUGUUUUGAACCUAUGCAUAAUAUAGUACCUUGAAAUAUGGCACUUUGGAGAUGAAUUCUAACUCAAAGUAUUUAAUUCUUCUUUAAAAACUUUUACAACACACACACACACAAAACCUUCCUACCUUAAAGACUGAAAGCUGUGGUUUGCACUUACCUGUGUGUACAUCAGUGAGGGCUACUAAGCUUUCGUAAAUGGGAAGUGCUUCCAUGAAAGACCAAUAAUUUUCAAAAGAUUUAGUGAAGUUUUCUAAUUUUCCUUCACAUAUUAAUCCAGGCUGCUACUUUCCAUGCCACCAAUGCCUGCUGAAAUUCAUUGACCUGAACACCUGAAAUUGCAGCUUGUAACUCUCAAAGUGCCUCUGUCUAGCAUUUAAGUGGAAGGAAGGAAGCUGAUAAAUGUGGGAACAACCCUAAGAAUAGCAUCUAAAUAAGAGGUCUUUCCCAGCAGCUCAGACAGUUGACACUAUGUUAAGAUAUUUGAUCUCCAUCUUGGAAAUGACUGCUCUCCAGCGUUGGUUAGCCUUAAACACCAAGUGUAUUAAAGUUGAUAAAAUCUUAUUUUAUCUAUGCUUGGUUUUUCUUUUUUAAAAAAUGUGCCUAUAAAACAAAAUGCAUACCUCCAACAGUGAGAAUCUCCUUCAAAAGUACUCUUAUUCUAAGACCCUGUUUCUAGGUCAAGUUCAAAUCCAUGAUACUAUGACCCUAAAGAGAAACAAAUAUCUGGAAAAAUAAAGUACUUAUCAUAAAAUCAUUGGAUUCAAAAUUGGAAAGGACCAGAGAGAUUAUCUAUUCCAACUUCUUUAUUUUACAUAUGAAGAUGCUGGAGCCCAGGAGAGGUUAAGUAAAUUGCCCAAAGUCACAAAGACCUACACUGUUAUAUAGACACAGAUCUAUCAUGUGACCUAUUCCUGCUUUAUAACAACUUUAAAAGUAUAUCAUUUUAUCUGGGACCCCUAGGGUACAUGGGUUAGGCCUAAUGAAUUAAUGCUUAGAAGAAAUCAGUGAUGGAUUUUUGUGACUCAUCCUAACUGCCCUAAAUUAAAUAAAGGGGGGAAAAUUGUAUAUAAACCAAGAAAACUUGUUUAAUUAAAAAUUACCUUUCUGGUGUUGUUAAAUGUGGGGGGAGGGGAAUGGACUUAAGUUUAAUACAGACCACAUAAGACCACAUAAUCAAAACCAUCUCAAUGCUCAUUACAGAGAUAGGAAAAUCUGAAAGUGCUUUUUAAUAUGAUUAUUGCUUUAUUUAAGCAUACUUGUUUACAUAUAAAUUCUUUGACUUUUCUUGAGUUUUCCUCAUCAACCCUCUGUAACACAUCGAAUCAAUGGGUAAAGUAAAAUUUGCCAUAUUUGAUUAAACCCAGUAAGAUGCACAUGGCUCAUUUUUGUCUUUCUUCCCCCAGUACCUUGUAUGUAGGUGCUUGGUUAAUAUUUGUUUACUUGAAAUGAACUGACCUACAGGUAAAAUGCAUGAAAGCAAACUAGUAAAUCCUAACCACCCAUAGUCAUUACUGUGGGCAAAAGACCUGGGUUUUAAUAUAGGCAGCUAAAUGGCACAGGGGAUAGAGUGCUAGACCUGGAAUGAGAAAGACCUUUCAAUACAACAUUAUAUGAGGAAGCAUCUGUGAUCACUAAACAUCCAAUGAACUGCUCCUGAAAUCACCACUUGCCUCUAUCUAGGGACAAGUGUUAUAAAUGUAUGCCAACUUCACUACUAGCCCUCUUUCAUGACUGAAUGACAUAAACAUCUUUAGCUUAUUCAUAAAGUCAAUUAUCUCUUUACAUGUCAGUUUCCUUAUCUGUAAGAUGGGGUUAAUAAUAACACUUACCUCCCAGGGUGGUUGUGAGGAUCA
This is a messenger RNA of Vombatus ursinus (common wombat), 3388 nucleotides long. RefSeq names its product transmembrane protein 229A (gene TMEM229A). Lineage: Eukaryota; Metazoa; Chordata; Mammalia; Diprotodontia; Vombatidae. The record is from RefSeq and is a predicted model, not a curated record. The transcript has a single exon. The coding region runs from base 27 to 1394 and encodes 455 amino acids.